This is a messenger RNA of Trichomonas vaginalis G3, 255 nucleotides long. RefSeq names its product ribonuclease inhibitor domain-containing protein. The transcript has a single exon. The coding region runs from base 1 to 255 and encodes 84 amino acids. The record is from RefSeq and is a predicted model, not a curated record. NCBI's taxonomy places the organism in Eukaryota, Parabasalia, Trichomonadida, Trichomonadidae.
AUGGGCAGUGGAUGCAGAGUUACUAUUUCAUCAUUGAUUGUAGCAAUCCAAUCAUGUGGUCAACACUUGAUUUCGUUGACUUUUCAUCCAUUUGAUACGUUUGCAGUUCCAAGUGACGAAAUCAUGAGAUUGAUUUGCCAAUCAUGUCCACAUUUGAAAAACUUAAGUUUUGCACACUCAGAAGAGAUCUCAACUUACUGGGUCAUGGAAGUUCUCAAAAGAUUGAAUUUGGAAAGUAUAACACUCAUGCGAUAA